This is a messenger RNA of Cuscuta epithymum, 703 nucleotides long. NCBI's taxonomy places the organism in Eukaryota, Viridiplantae, Streptophyta, Magnoliopsida, Solanales, Convolvulaceae. The record is from the annotation of a GenBank genome assembly.
GUUUGGGAUGACUAUGUGGAGCAUUUGGCGGAAAAGGAAUGUUUUAUAUUGGGAUGGUAUACAAGAAACGAUUACUCAGGUGAUAUCUCGAGGGGCUGAAGUGCUACAUUCAUGGGAAGCUGGCCAAGGUUCGAAAGGAAAUAAACGAGUGGGAUUUGGCUGCUGCGUUAGGGAUCAUAUGGGGAGAUUUUCCAGGGCCCGAACUUCAUGGAUGCGAGCGGAAAUGAGUCCAGCUGAGGCAGAAGCUUGGAGCUUGAGGGAAGCUCUUAAAUGGAUGCAGGAGACUGAGUAUACAAGAGUUAUUUUCGAGUCUGAUUGCAAGCAGUUGGUGGAUGAUAUUUACAACGCACACAAGGAUCGAUCUGAAUAUGGAUCUCUAGUACAUGAUUGUAGGAAUAUUGUUGGGUCUAAUAACGAUUUCUGUGUCGUUUUUGCUAGGCGACAAGCUAAUAGUAGUGCUCAUGCUCUUGCUAGAGCAUCUACUAGUUAUGCUUCUUGCACAAUUUUUUUAUCUGUUCCUUAUUGUAUUGAGAACAUUGUGAUUGAUGAAAUGAAUUAAGCCUUUUGCGUCAAAAAAAAAAAAAAAGAUCUCAUAUCCAAUUUAGUGAUUUUCACUUGUGUGGUAUAUAUAAGGAGUGGUGAAAAAGAUGAUGAAUAGUACUUGUGUGUAUGAAUAUUAUGAGUUAGGAAUUAGGUUUAUAAA